Molecule: messenger RNA, 2343 nt
Organism: Drosophila mauritiana
Lineage: Eukaryota; Metazoa; Arthropoda; Insecta; Diptera; Drosophilidae
Product: probable protein phosphatase CG10417
Exons: 6
Coding region: 115-2103 (662 amino acids)
Biological process (GO): protein dephosphorylation
Molecular function (GO): cation binding; protein serine/threonine phosphatase activity
Source: RefSeq, a predicted model, not a curated record
GAAAUUUUCCGAUUUGAUUAAAUACAAAACGUUUAAGUAAAUGUAUGCAAGUACAGCCUAUAAGUAGAAUUUUAUGCUCAUAACGUUAGCUUGAAAGGUUACAAGUUCUACAAUAUGGGUGCCUAUUUGUCCCAUCCGAAAACGGAUAAAACAUCAACCGAUCAGUUUAAUGAAUUGUUAGUCGUUGGAGCUAGCUCAAUGCAGGGAUGGCGGAACAGCCAAGAGGAUGCACAUAAUUCUAUUUUAAAUUUUGACAAAAAUACAUCGUUUUUUGCUGUGUAUGAUGGUCACGGCGGAGCUGAGGUAGCGCAAUAUUGCGCUGACAAGUUACCACAUUUUCUUAAAAACCUUGAAACCUACAAAAAUGGACAGUUUGAAGUGGCACUCAAGGAAGCAUUUUUGGGAUUUGACAAAACGCUGCUUGAUCCAUCGAUAGUCGGCAUACUAAAAAUAUUGGCUGGAGAACAUAACUUCGUAGAUGCUGAAGCGGACGAUUACGAAGACGAAGAUUUAGCUGAAUUGCAAGAGGAAAGCAAUUUGCCACUAAAUGAAGUUCUGGAAAAAUACAAAGGUCUUCCGCAAAGACCAGAUUUGGAUCUUAAGAGUUCUGACCAUAGAGACAAUUUUAAAAUGCGCUCUCCAUAUUGUCGCGGGCGCCGAGCUGCAGCAUUAGCUGCGGAAGCUACUAACAAAGCUGUAAUGGACCCCUCUGCAAAGCCCGAUGGUUCUUCUACUUCCGCAGCAGCUGCUGCAGCAGCUCUAUCCGCCGAUGGCUUAGUUAAUUCCCGUAAUCUGAGCAAUGUUGUAAAUCCUAAGGCUGAGGCUGCCGACAAUACCACUAGCAGUAUCAACGAUUUAUCCACCAAGAGUGCUGCAUUAAAAGAUGAUUCCAUUAAUGACCAAAAUGAGGGUUCGAAUGGAACCGGUUCUAAGAGUACGUUGGUUUCCUCUAGUAAUAUAAAAUUAUUCGCUACUGGUUCUAACGACAUGACCGAAGUAAAUCAGUCCUCGAAAAACGAGUUCACAAACUCAUCUACCAGCAAAGAAUUUGAAAGGAAUAUAAACAGCUCCCAAGAGGAUGAGUUCACAGACGAUGAUGCGGACUAUGAAGAAAAUGAUAAUGUCAAGAGUCCUGAUACUUCAUCCGCAGAAAGCUCUGACUGCACUGAAAAUGAUGACGACGGUGACGAAGAUGGUAAUGAGGAUAGUGAUGAUGAAGAGACUGAUGAAGAUCAGAUGGCUAAUGACAAUUUUUGUGCAAAUAUGAUUGAGGAGCCUGGCAAAGAUAGUGGAUGUACUGCAGUUGUAUGUUUGUUGCAAGGUCGGGACCUUUACGUGGCAAACGCAGGGGACUCGCGAUGUGUUAUAUCACGCAGUGGACUAGCCAUUGAAAUGAGCAUCGACCACAAGCCCGAAGAUGACGAAGAAGCCUCGCGCAUAAUAAAGGCAGGUGGUCGGGUUACACUUGAUGGACGCGUAAAUGGAGGCCUUAAUUUGUCUCGAGCCCUUGGGGACCACGCCUAUAAAACGAACGUAACCCUACCAGCUGAGGAACAAAUGAUAUCUGCCCUACCUGACAUCAAGAAACUCAUUAUCACGCCAGAGGACGAGUUUAUGGUACUGGCCUGUGAUGGUAUAUGGAAUUAUAUGUCCAGCGAGGAAGUCGUAGAAUUUGUACGUUGCAGAAUAAAAGAUAACAAAAAAUUGUCAACGAUUUGUGAAGAGCUUUUUGAUAACUGUUUAGCUCCGAAUACAAUGGGUGAUGGGACUGGAUGCGACAACAUGACUGCUGUAAUCGUCCAGUUUAAGAAAAAGCUGCAAGAGCUGCAGUCUACCAUUCCUCCAAAUCAAACUGAAGAUAAGUUACUUAAGACAUCUGAAAAUGUUUCACAUAGCUUAAAUGAUCACAGUGCGCCUAAGCGAUGCGCAUCACAAAAUGCGGAUACUGACGACGAAAUUCUUGAAAAAAACAACUCUAAACGAUUAAAAACUGAUCUGGAACCAGAAAACAUAAAAGGCAGAACCCCAUCACCGAACAGUCAGAAUGAAGAUCCUGACAAGAAGGCCAUUAAGGAAGUUACUAUAAUUGUUUCUUCAUCCUAAUUUACUUGACAUUCGGAAGUGCACUCAUCUUAAUUCACAUUUAAUCGUAACAUGCAUUUUAAUUGUAGACAUUUAAGCUUGUAGAUCGAAGUGCGAAAAACUGUGCCACUUUUCGAAAUGAUAUUGAUGACAGGUUUAUGCAAACAAAUAUUCUUUCAUAAGAACAUAUAUUAAUUAUAUUUUAAGAAAUAUUUAUAUUUCUUUCUCGUAAAUUGCUAAAUAAAAUCGAAAUGAAAUAAA